UCACUUUUUUACAAUUGCUUUCACUGCUGCAUUAGAAUAUAUACAUAGCAAAGUAACUAAGAGCAAGGAAGUAUUACGUAGAAUGUCCAGCUCUUGUGCAGAAAAAAAAUAAACAACUCAAAUCCAUGAUUAUAGAUUUUCAGCCCACAGGGGAAAAUGUUCUCCGAGCGUACAUGAGCAAAGUCUCUCGGAAAAUGAAUUUUACUUCGAAUUUACAUUCAGCCACUCGUUACUACAGUCAUGUUUUAGAAGCCGGUUGGUUUGCAUAUGAAAUGCGUUUCCGCUAGCAGCAAAGCGCAAUAUUCGUCGCGUUUGAGUCAAUAAAUUACCUAUCUAAAAUAAGUUUGGUUUCGGGCGUGGUGCCGUAUAUAAAUAAACAAAUCAAACCGUUACAACAUUUUUUCCACACACAAUUUGGAUUACCAGUGAAACAGUGAGCCUGGUUGAACAUGAUGCUUGAAAAAAUUGACACAUUCUACGAUCUUGACCGAAUUUACUCAACGAUCGAGCGUAUGCUCGUGCUGAUUCGUCAACUUUCUGGGGUUUCGCGCUUGGGUGAAAGCGGACGAUCUAUGUCUGUGGAGCUGCAGCUGUUAAAUGCAAUCGACGAUAAAAAAUAUCAACUACAGGAGCUGCAGGAUGCUGUCACCUAUCUUUUUAGUCAGUUUAGGAAGAUUUACGUGGUAAAUAAAGACCUGUACACUCAGUUGAUCAAACGUGGUGGUCGUAUAUUCGAGCUCGAAAAACAACUGCGUGAGCAGAGUGACAGCAAAUGCUUGUACUAUAUGGCGGAUGUGAUUAAAUAUGAACCGUCCUUAUUAGCCAUGCAAAGAGUAUUGGAAAGGACGAUCCGAGAAAUCAGAAUUUUCCGCAAACAAAGAAACAAACACAAGUUAGAGCUGUGCAUUAGCCACAUAAGAAACGAAAAUUUUGACAAAGCAUUUGAUGAGUUUUUCUCUUUCGAAAAUAGUAUACAACAACUGCCACAAAUCAUCGAGGAAGUGUUUGAAAACUCUAUCGAUAAUCUGAUAAAACUUUUACUAUUUCUCAGAGGUUAUUAUUAUCUGAGAAAACCAAAUUCGAAUGAAACAUUCGUUACAGCCUGCGAACACAUUGUGCAGUACCUCAAGUGUACAGUAAUGUUUUGUCGCGUUGAAUCGUUGAUGAUCUACAGCUUAAUUGAUAACGUUCUCAGCGAUGAAAACGAUUUCGAAGACUUCUACCUUGAAAGACUGGAACUUUUAAUAGUAGAUUUAGCUGCGAAUAAAGAGAUCGCUAUCCACCUCAUUCAAACUGAUCCUGAAGAAUCCAGUCACUUUGCAAAACUUUUCAACUACAUUUCGGAGCAACUACUUUUGGAAUUGAUACGUCAGGCUUACAAUAAGGCAUCCGGAAAUCUGAUCAACAUUAUGAACUUUAUUGGUCAUCUUCCCUGCAUAAACCAAAGCAUAAUAUGCUAUCAGGAACUUCAUACCGAAAUGCGACAAGCAGGUGUUUCCAAGUCGUCUUGCAUUUUAGUUCUUGCUUAUCAUAUAAGAAAAACGAUGCAAAACCCGAAAUUCAAUCAAUCAUCACGUGCAGCAGAACUAGUGGAUCUAAAAGCCAUUCUGCCUCCCAAUGUAGUGAGUAUCCUCUGGAAGCAUGUCACAAUUUCGAGGUAUGAAUCCCGAAUCCUUAUCAAGUUUAGCAAUGUUGGCAAGAGUAUAGGAUUCUCUCGAUAUACGGCUGAUAAAAAUCGGUUCGAGCUGGAACCUGUGGUAGAAGGCACAGCAUUCAGGAUCAGAAAUGUGGCUAUUAACGCAUACUUGGUGGAGAAGGAUGGUGAUCCCAUUAUUGUAGGAUCUAAAGUAGAUCCAUCCAGCAUGGACAGUCACUGGCAUUUAGUACCCUAUGACGACUGCACUUAUUUUAGAAUUAUCAAUCGAGCAAGUGGAAGGUGUUUGUUUUCCAGUUUUUCGGAAAAAUCCGAUUACGACUUCUAUGACUCUCCGGAGGUGAUACGGCUGACCCAGGACAGCCAGUUGCUGAGCGAGAGUAACUCGAACUGGAAAAUUGAAGCAUUUUCGAGAGGACCGAUUGGUGAAUCAGAGUGCACAAUCUUGUGAAUGUCUUGAUAACUAAGUGUAACUAAAUGACCUAAUGAUUCCAUUGUAAAUAAUGUGUCUAAGCAUGAAUAUACAACGUACCAAUGAACAAUCCAAAAUUAGAAAAAAAUGAAAGUUUGCCCUGUAAUACUCCAAAGAAACUUUAUAAAAUUUAAGUCCA
This is a messenger RNA of Wyeomyia smithii (pitcher-plant mosquito), 2265 nucleotides long. RefSeq lists its product as uncharacterized. The transcript has 2 exons. The record is from RefSeq and is a predicted model, not a curated record. Bases 450 to 2105 code for a protein of 551 amino acids. NCBI's taxonomy places the organism in Eukaryota, Metazoa, Arthropoda, Insecta, Diptera, Culicidae.